CACGAUGGGUUCAUGUCACUGGACCUCAUAUAUAACACAUCUCUGGAGAUUUUGCUUUCAUAUCAUUUGAAGAGCUUAAAGAUCAGACAAAAGUGCUGAUAAUACAUCUGUUGGUCACCAUAUAUCACUAUGGAUUACUCUACACAAACCCUGGCUCAGGGCUGCUUUGGGAAAAUAUAUAGGGAAAAGUAUAAGGAUUCAUGGGCUGCUAUGAAGAGAGUCCCUGUAGGUCUCAUCAGCGAAUAUGACCUGAAACGAGAAUGCAAAGUUUAUGAUAAAGCUCGGCAUCCAAAUGUGGUGAAGCUUCUUGGUAACCCUUGGAUUGAUAACUAUAAGUGGCACAUUCCUAUGGAAUUUAUCUGUGGAGAAGAUCUUGAGACAACCAUCUUCGAAGCACGAAAAUCCAAAAUACAGUUGACUCCAGCAGUGAAAGCCACGAUCAUCACUGGGAUGUGUGAAGGUUUGCAUCAUCUUCACAGUAAAGACAUCGUCCAUCAAGACCUCAAACCUGAUAACAUCAUGGUUGAGCAUCAAACCCAUCGUGCUGUGAUCAUUGACUUGGGGUUGGCAAAGUUCUUCAAAGACGGCCUCUGCUCUGCACAAAAUAUGGGCAAUGAAGCGUACUCAGCUCCAGAGAUCCUGCAGAGGCGUGGAGUUCGUGACAAGCGAUCAGAUGUUUGGGCCAUGGGUAAAAUCAUUGCUGAACUCUGUGACAGGAUCAGGUUACCGACUCAAUACGUGUCUGCCAGCAAAAUUCAGGAAAAGCUUAAAGAUCAACCAUACUGUACGGCAGUGUCGAGGAUGGUGGAGACCAAUCCAGAUUACAGAGCUCCUAUUGGUGCAGUUAUCUCAGACAUUAGGAGAGCUGCAGCUUCACAAACAGACAUCAAGCCAAGAGACGUCACUGUAGGACAGAGAAAUGAAAUGAGGGCAAAUCAAAGGCAAGGUCAGCAAGUAUCUGCUUUACCUAAGAUGGAUUUCAAGGCACCUCCUCUAAUAAAGCAUCACCAGACUCGACUUCAACCGAGAGAAAUGAGAAAGGCAGCAGACGUCCCACCUAAUGUAGCAGGCUUGAGCGAUGCAAUGUCCCUUAUGUCAUUUCCUUGCCCCCUUCCAGAGAAUGGAAUAGUGAUUCAGAAACGCUUCAAUGAAAGGAAUGAACAGAUACAACAUAAAGAGAUUGUCGUUGAGGGAGGGAAAGUCAUUAAAUAUGAAAAGAAAAUAUUAAAAUGACAGAAAAGCCCAGUUACAUUAUUGAUUUUUAGUAGCAGUUGUGUUAAAGGGUCGAAAAACAAAAGUUUUUUUAUGGCAAGAAAGUUAGUGACUAAGAGUUAUUUUCUCUGUUUGAAGGAAAAGAGCGCUAAGCAUUCAUUCUCUCAUUACAAAAAAAUAAAAAUAAAUCAUAUGUAUUCAGAUAAUUAUUUGAUCUUUUAUCUGAUACAUGAAUCAAUAACUUGCAAUAUGAUAACUGAGAAAUUCUUAGGGGAAACUAUCCUCCACAUUCAGAUGACUCUUUUAUUCCCUUUAUUCUCCACUAGAGGGAGUUUCUCUAGAAAAACAGUGAGUCAGGGUUUUACAAAACAGAAAGUAUAUGAGAGUUUGUUGGUACUGAGGAAAAAAUGCUGUUUAUCAAGUCCAUCAGGAAGAUGGACAAAGAUAAUUCCAAAGAAAGUUACAAAUCAUUUCUCUUUUCAUUCUGACUUUUACUGCAAGAAUGAAAAUGUCCUAACCUGUUUAAUAAACUGUUGUACUCCAAUAUUGGUAAUACUUUAUUAAUGUUUUAGUCUUUAGAUGUUAUUUGUUGUAUAAUGCAUUUUUUAAUAAUAAUAAUAAUGCAUUUUAUUUGUAAAGCGCUUUUAUUAAACCCACACUGUAAAACCUAACAGUUAACUUAACUCAAACCAUUUAAGUAAACCGAUUGCAUUAGACCAUUUAAGUUUUAAAACACAUCAAUUUAUGUACUGUGAACUUGAGUCAUGUGCAAUUAUGCACUUAUAUUUAAGUAGUUUUUUUUUUAUCAAACAUAUUCAACACUGUUUUUACAUUAGCCAGGGGAUGAAAGAGAAAAAAGAAUUCAAUAAAAACAUGGAAAUACUACCAUACAUUAAUACAUUUAGCAGCUUUCUUGUUUAUCAGAUUAUAAAUAGUAUUUAAAUAUUGCUUCACUUCUAAUAGAAAAAUACGAAAUAAAGGUUUAUAAUCUCCAUAUUUACAUUUAUGUAUAUUAAACUUUGCCAACAAAAGUAACAUAUUAAUCAAAUAAUAUUCCUUAUGUAAGGAGAUAUCAUAAGAGAAAAAAACAAAUAAAAUAUUUUCAAAACAAAGUUUAAAGUUGGGCAAAAUAUGAAGUCUAACAAAAGAGCACAAAUCUAACCAAAAUUUUUUUGAAUAAGGACAACUCCAAAACAAAUGAAAAAAUGUUUCUGUAUCUUUACCACAAAAAGUAAAAAACAUGUCAAUGUUACAUUUAAAUCUAUUUACAAGGAAAUAUUUACUUAUAAAUGAGUACUUAUAUUUAAGUAGUGUGAACUUAAAUAAAAGUGCAUAACUGCAUAUGACUCAAUUUGUUUAAGUUCACAGUACUCAAAUGUAUGUGUUUUAAAACUAAUGCAAUCGGUUUACUUAAAUGGUUUGAGUUGAGUUAACAAAUCAAAUGUGUCUUAAUUAACUUUUUAAAGUAUCCCAAAGUUUGUGCAUUUCUGAUAGUUGAAGGAAGCGCAUUCCAUAGCUUGGGGGCUUUAUAUGAAAGGCACUGAUCAUACAUGUUGCUAGAUGAUGUGAUCUUGCAGGAAUUCAUACUUUUACAAGUUGAAUGAGUUCAAAUGACUCAUUAAGUGACUCAUAAAAAAACAAAUGAUUAUUAGAAAAGACAUGAUCAAAUUCACACUUUUUGGACGAGUUGCUUUCUUUCUAUUGGUGUUGGGUUUAUAGAUGCGGUGUUAAUAGUCAUGUGCUUUUUCCAGUUCACUUCACAUAAAUUCAUUUGAAUUAGCCAACUUGUAAAGUAUGAAUUCCUGCAAGAUCACAGCAACAUGUAUGAUCAGCGCCGUGUCCUGAUUGGUGGAGACAGAUCUAACAAGAUCUGUAUGUCAUUACUUCCUCUGAAAGCAAUCUUGUGUAUUGUAAAUACAAAUAGUUUUAUUAAGUUAGUGUUAAAGGAACUGUAUUUGGUGUAAAUGCCCUAUUUGUUCUUUUGAUGGUUAGCUUGUAUUGCCCUCUUAAUCUGAUGCCUUGAUUUUGUUAAUAAUAUUGUAAAUAUCUUGAUUGUUUAGGAAGUUAAAGUACUGUCUUUUAAACUAGUUUUUUGACAUGGUCAACUCCUGAAGAUGAGUCCAUAAAUACAUUUAAUAAACACAUUACUGCUUCUGAGGUUUGCUGUUUUAGUUGUAUAGGUUGCAUAUGUUUACCAGAUAGGGCAUAGUCUCUUGAGGUCUCACCCUGAGAUGCUUUUAAAAUAGUAUUAAAGGAGUUUCCAUCAGUUCUACUC
This is a messenger RNA of Paramisgurnus dabryanus, 3487 nucleotides long. RefSeq lists its product as uncharacterized. The record is from RefSeq and is a predicted model, not a curated record. NCBI's taxonomy places the organism in Eukaryota, Metazoa, Chordata, Actinopteri, Cypriniformes, Cobitidae. Gene Ontology annotation, molecular function: protein serine/threonine kinase activity; ATP binding. Gene Ontology annotation, cellular component: nucleus. Gene Ontology annotation, biological process: protein phosphorylation; mitotic DNA damage checkpoint signaling.